CUAAGCUAAAAAACCAAUUCGGAUAGGAAAGAUAUUUUACGGCCAGCGUUUCAAUCCCCUCUCUCCACUUUAUCUCUACACUGAACAGUGAACACUCUUCGCGCUCUUCCAAGUUCCACCCUUAACCCCUAGGUAAGCCGCACCAAUCCCGGUUUAUUCAAUCCCCCAUUUAUUCAAUUCCAUUUGUAUCUUGGGAGAAGAAGGAAGCUAAACCGCCUAUCAAGACUCGCAUAUUAUAUGCACACAGAUAGAUAAGAUUGUCGAAUGAAGAUGGCUGUGACUUCUUUUAGCUCUAGCGUUUCAUUGUGUCCAUACAAGCUAUGGUAUCAGCCUCAUCUUAGACGACGUUUCGUUUCUUGCUCUGUGCGUAGUCCUUCUGUUAAAGGUUAUGCAGAUAUACGUGGUGCUAAGCUUCCACGUAAAAGGAAUGUAAAAGGUGAAGGUGUUGGAAAAAGUAUGGAAGAUGCUGUUCAACGAAAGAUGGAACAGUUUUAUGAAGGGUCUGAUGGCCCGCCUUUACGAAUCCUUCCCAUUGGGGGUUUAGGAGAAAUUGGGAUGAAUUGCAUGCUUGUUGGGUAUUAUGAUCGAUAUAUACUGAUUGAUGCUGGUGUAAUGUUCCCCGGCUACGAUGAGCUUGGUGUCGUGAAAAUUAUUCCUGAUACCACCUUCAUUGAAAAAUGGAGCCACAAAAUUGAAGCAGUUGUCAUAACUCAUGGACAUGAGGAUCACAUUGGUGCGCUGCCUUGGGUCAUUCCAGCUCUUGAUUCUGGUACACCAAUAUUUGCAUCAUCAUUCACGUUGGAGCUGAUCAAGAAACGGCUGAAGGAGUUCAGUAUUUUUGUUCCUUCAAGGCUUAAAGUAUUUAAAACAAGAAGAAGAUUUACUGCAGGACCAUUUGAGGUAGAACCUAUUAGGGUUACCCAUUCUAUCCCUGAUUGUUGUGGACUAGUUCUACGCUGUGAUGCGGGCACCAUUCUCCAUACAGGCGACUGGAAGAUAGAUGAAUCACCUUUAGAUGGGAACAUUUUUGAUCGUGAAGCUCUUGAGGAACUCUCAAAAGAAGGAGUUACUUUGAUGAUGAGUGAUUCGACAAAUGUCCUUUCGCCUGGAAGGACACUUAGUGAGACUGUUGUAGCUGACUCAUUGUUGAGACACAUUUCUGCUGCCACUGGGAGAAUCAUUGCUACUCAGUUUGCAUCAAAUAUCCAUCGCCUUGGAAGUAUGAAGGCCGCAGCUGAUUUGACUGGGAGAAAGCUGGUGUUUGUUGGCAUGUCCUUGAGGACAUACCUUGAUGCUGCGUGGAAAGCUGGGAAGGCACCGAUUGAUCCAUCAACUUUGGUGAAAGCAGAAGAUAUUGAUUCAUAUGCCCCAAAAGACUUGUUGAUUGUCACAACAGGCUCUCAAGUAAGUAAUAUUGAUGCUUUUUAUGCCUUUGCAAACUUCAUUCUUGUCUAUCUAAAUUUACUGCUCUGUCAGGCUGAACCACGUGCUGCAUUGAAUCUUGCAUCUUAUGGGAGUAGCCAUUCACUCAAAUUGAGCAAAGAGGAUUUGAUUCUUUACUCUGCUAAGGUGAUCCCUGGCAAUGAGACUCGGGUAAUGAAAAUGCUAAACCGUAUUUCUGAAAUAGGAUCAACAGUAAUCAUGGGCAAGAAUGAGCUGUUGCACACAUCUGGCCAUGGCCACCGUGAAGAAUUGGAAGAAGUGCUGAGAAUUGUGAAGCCGCAACAUUUUCUUCCAAUUCAUGGAGAACUCUUGUUCCUAAAGGAGCAUGAACUGCUUGGGAGGUCAACUGGCAUUCGGCACAGCACGGUUAUCAAGAAUGGAGAGAUGCUUGGUGUUUCACAUUUGAGGAACAGAAGAGUUCUAUCAAAUGGUUUUAUUUCCUUAGGAAAAGAGAAUUUACAGUUAAUGUAUAGUGAUGGUGACAAAGCAUUUGGAACAGCUGCUGAAUUGUGUGUUGAUGAGAGAAUGAGAAUUGCAUCAGAUGGUAUAAUAGUGGUCAGUAUGGAGAUUUUACGUCCUCAACCCACUGAUACUCUAUCUGAGAAAGUUAUAAAAGGAAAAAUAAGAAUCACCACACGUUGUCUAUGGCUUGAUAAAGGAAAACUUUUGGAUGCACUCCACAAAGCUGCACAUGCUGCACUCUCUAGCUGUCCUGUAAAUUGUCCUCUCCACCACAUUGAAAGAACUGUAUCUGAAGUUUUAAGGAAACUAGUGAGAAAAUAUAGUAGCAAAAGGCCUGAAGUUAUUGCAAUUGCUAUAGAAAAUCCUGUCAGUGUCCUAGCAGAUGAGAUCAAUGGUAAGCUAUCAGGAAAGUCACAUGUUGGUUCUGGAAUUUCUGUGCUAAGAAAAGCCAUCAAUGGAGAUCAGCAAAAGAGAUGGUCAAAUACAACACAAGCAGAAGAAGACAAUGUCCCAGAACAUCUGAUGAACAUUGCAUAUGAGGAAGAAAAAGGUACUGAUAUAGAUAUUGAAAGAGAUGCAUCUGAUGAAGAAACUACAAGCUCUAGCUUGUUGCAAGAUUGUUCUAACAAUGACCUUCCAUCAGAUGACUUUUGGAAACCAUUUGUAACAUCAUCAACCAUUCAUCCAUCAGAAGAAAAUGGUGAUGGUUCCCCUCUCCAAGAACAACUACAUGAUAGUUCUGACUUGUCAAAAUCUAAAUUGAAAUCUUCGAAGUCCAUGACAAGGAACAAGUGGAAACCUGAAGAGGUUAAGAAGUUGAUUAAAAUGCGUGGUGAACUGAAUAGCAAAUUCCAAGUUCUCAAGGGGAGAAUGGCUCUCUGGCAAGAGAUAUCUUCAAAUUUACUAUCUGACGGAAUCAGUCGAAGUCCUGGGCAAUGCAAAUCGCUGUGGGCAUCUCUUGUUUCAAAAUACGAGGAAAGUAAGAAGGAUAGAAAGAGCCAGGAAAAGUGGCCUUAUUUUAAGGAUAUGAAUAAUAUUUUGUCAGAUUUGGAGGCACCGGCAUCAAAAUGAUGAGGAAAUUAAAUGUUGGUAGAGCUGGGAAAUUUUGGGUGUAGAGCCAGACGAAAACCAUGUAAAGGUAAAGGAGAGUCCUGACCAGUGUGUUGGCAUGCAGUAUCUCUGCCAACUAGGUCGUGAUUUUACAUGUUGCCCACCGAACUGUUACUGAUGUGGUGAUAUUAUGGAUUCCACUCGGUGGACUGAUUGCCCGCUAUCAUGCUAAAAACAAAAAAGACAAAUGAUCACAAACUCGUCUUAUCAAGCAAUUCUUAUUUUUUUACCCAAAAGAAUCAUUUUAGAAAUCAUUGAUUGCCCAGUACAAGUUUUAAAAAAAUUCUAUUCUGCUAAUCGCCUAAUUGAAUACAUAAUCGUAUAAAUAUUCUCUUAAUUAAUUAGUUUGUAAUUUGCCCUAAUGGCGA
Molecule: messenger RNA, 3383 nt
Organism: Ipomoea triloba (trilobed morning glory)
Lineage: Eukaryota; Viridiplantae; Streptophyta; Magnoliopsida; Solanales; Convolvulaceae
Product: ribonuclease J
Exons: 17
Coding region: 265-2976 (903 amino acids)
Source: RefSeq, a predicted model, not a curated record